GAGAGCGCGGCUCCUUUGAGGCAGACUUGAGGCGUGAGGACGAGCGCCGGCCAGAGGCUGGGAAAACCGGCGAUAAGGGAGGGCGGUGCCGGAGAAGGGCGGCGCGUGGCUGACUCAUCCCUCUGGAAGAUAAGACUGACAGACGCAAACCCUUGCCGAACCCGCCCGCCCGCCCGCGCUGCUCCGGGUCGGCUGGGAGGCGCCCGCCCGCGCCGCCAGCCCGCCCGCCAGCCAGUCUUCUCCUGGAGCGCUCUCCCGGCCCGGCCGCCUCAGAGAAAGUUUUCCUCGUCGGGAGGGACUGGAGGCGCCGCGGGCCUUCGGGGAAGGGAAGGAGGACGCAAGAAGAGGCUCCAGCCGCGCGGGCCGAGGAGUGCAUGGUGCCCGGCGCCUCGGUCGCCUGUCAGGAGGACAUUGGGGCGGGGUCGGGCUGAGGCCAGCUCCUUCUUUCCCGCGGCCUCGUCAGAAAUCGCCCUCCCGGACUGCCGCGGGGUCCCCGCUCCUCAGCCCGCCAUGUCCCGGCUGCUGCCGCUGCUGAGGAGCUGGACCGCGCGCAGCCUGAGGCCGGGCCCGGCCGCCGCCGCCGCCGCCGCCGCCGCGCCCCGUCCGCCCUCCUGGUGCUGCUGCGGGCGGGGGCUGCUCGCGCUCGCGGCCCCGGGAGGCCCCCGGGCGCUGGGCACCCACCCCAAGAAGGAGCCCAUGGAGGCGCUGAACACGGCUCAGGGCGCGCGCGACUUCAUCUACAGCCUGCACUCCAGCGAGAGGAGCUGCCUGCUCAAGGAGCUGCACCGCUUCGAGUCGAUCGCCAUCGCUCAAGCAUGCAGGUAUCCCAAACCUGAGAUUGCCAUUGUGAAGCGAGCGAAGGAGUUAUCAUCAGCAGAGACCUCUGAUAGUUUUGAAAAGUUGGAAGCUCAACCACCAACCCCAGGACAGCUGAGAUAUGUAUUCAUCCACAAUGCGAUACCUUUCAUAGGGUUUGGCUUUUUGGAUAAUGCAAUUAUGAUUGUUGCAGGAACCCAUAUUGAAUUGUCUAUUGGAAUUAUUUUGGGAAUUUCAACUAUGGCAGCUGCUGCUUUGGGAAACCUUGUGUCAGAUUUAGCUGGCCUUGGACUUGCGGGCUAUGUUGAAGCUUUGGCUUCCAGGUUAGGCCUAUCAAUUCCUGAUCUCUCACCAAAGCAAGUUGACAUGUGGCAAACACGUGUUAGUUCACAUUUGGGUAAAGCUGUCGGGGUGACUAUUGGCUGCAUUCUAGGAAUGUUCCCUUUGAUCUUCUUUGGAGGAGGUGAAGAUGAUGAAAAACUGGAAAAGAAAAAUUAACUCACAUAGAAUACCUUUAAAAAGAUGUAAACUAAUGUACCUCAGUUAUCAAAUAUGCUGUCAACAGCGUUUAGGAAUUAAGACAGUAACAGUGUAUAGAUAAUGGGAUCAAAUAAUUCAGCAUGUAUUAUGGAAAACACUAACUUAUUGUGGCUUGGUUUUCUUAGGACAUCUUUUUAAAAAAAUUUUUUGUGUAAAUUGGUAAAAUGCUUUUUCAUCAAUGGCAGUCAACAUUUUACCUUUUCUUUUUCUUUAUAUACCAAAAUACCAUGUAAGUAUCAGUCGUUGAUGUACUGUGCUAACUUGAGAUUUGCCUGUUUGUUACUUACCAUGUGUACACGCAUGAAAGCAUUUACUGUCGUCGUUGUCCCCUACAGUUACAAUCCAACCUUAAAAUUUUUUCCAAAUUACUUAAGAUGUUUAGUAUCAGUUGAAUAUUUCUUUUUUACUCUCUUUUUGGCAACAUCAAUUUUGUACUGUUUCACAGUAAACAUUUACAAUCAUAUAGUUUCAGUCCUUUUUUAAAAACUCUCACAUCUAUUCAAAAUGAACAGACUUUAAGUACUUACCACUCAUUUCGAUUUUCUGACCUCUUAGUCUCAAGAGCCAGAGAUUAAUUAGGAUGAACAAUUAUUUUUACUACAUAAGAACAUAUAUGUUAAGAAGUGCAUUAUUUUGAGUUGGUUUUUAUACUUUUAUUUUCUCAAGUUUGAAUGAUUACGUAGUGAUUUUUGACUCCUAUGGGAAAGAAAGUCAUUAGAGUGCUUUUAUGGGGAUUGUGGGAUUUAGGUCAACUAAGAGGUUUCACAUGACACUUGGAAAGUUACGAGGCUAAAAAUAGUUUUUUCACAGAAGUAUAAAAUGGAAACUGUUAAGAAGGUCUAUGGUAUAACUGGUGAAGUUGAGGUGAUGUUCGUAAGGUUAGUAAGUACAAAUAAUAUUGUUUGGGAAUGCUCCUCCCCUCCAAAUGUUGUCCCCUUAUCUAAGUUGAAUUAAUUUGAAUCCUAAUGUUAUAUCUUCUUUAGCAGAUUUUAUUUCUGGAUAACUUCUUUUGAGGUGAAAAACAAAUAUUUUAUAUUUUACUUUUUGCUAUAUAUAUAUAGCCUAGUAAUCGAAAGAUGUAUGAGGAGAAAUUCUUUCUCCCAUUUUUCGUUCCCUUUCUUUUUUUGUGGCGUUUCAAUCAUAUUCUAGAUUGAAGUUCCUUAUGUCCAGUCUUGUGUAUCUGACUUAAGUGUAGCUAGAAUUCACAUCUAUACUUGUGAGUCAUAAAUUUUAAUUUUAUGAACCUGUAAAGUUUGUUAGCAUGUGAUCUGUUACACAUGCUAAAAAAUUACUCUUAAUUGUAAGAGUACUUAAAUACAUCACAGAGGAGGAAAACAAAUUAAAAUGACUAUUUGGGCCACUGAAACUAUUUACUUUGCUAAAUAGAUGAAAAAGAAGGGAAACUUAAAGAUGGCUGUAUUUACAGCUACCUUAUUUUAAAGUUUUAUUUGCACAUUUACUUUGAACUCUUAUUUUCAGAGGAGCUGGUUUCUCUUACAAGACAGUUUGUGAUAAAUUCUUUUCUGUUUACUUCAAAAUUAUUUUAGAGCUAUCCUGUAAUCAUAGAUUUUUGAGGGAAAAAUAGAUCAUAUGCUAUAAAAAUAAAUAUAUAACAUUCUUCUUAUGUACAAAUAAUGUGACAGUCUCGUUUGAUCAAAUUAAAAUUAUAAAACUUAACAUCUUAAAUAGAAUUGUGGUUUGUAUCUUCCACAUAACAUCACAGACACCAAUUUUUUUUUUUUUUUAUUAUUUCAGGUAAUAAGAUUAGGGUGAUUAUUUAAAAAAAUUUUUUUUGGUGAAUGUUUAAGUGCUUUUGUGCCUAACUUAUAUUGCCAGCCCUUUCUGUUCUCUGAAAACAUAUGUUUUUGUGGUGCUUAAAUUUUCUUUUUAUUAAGUCUUAUAUCCAGAAACCUUACCUAUGAGUUUAGAAAGGGCUUUUGAUUUUACUUUCUUCUUCAUUUUUUUUCUGCUCCUGAAAGUAACACAGUCCUACAGAAUCUUUUAGUUUAACUGAGCAUCUGUAGAAGUAUUUAAGAUUUCAAAAUAUGGAAUAUAUAACCUUCAUAUUGAAAAGUACUUUAAUUUGUGGUCACAAUACAAUUUGCAUAAUUCAGGUAAUUAGUUUAAAAGAAUGGAGCCCUUUCAUCCUUAACCUAAGGUACACAUUUUUUUCUAGUAUGGUGCUUUGCACAAAGUGGCUUCUGAAAAAUGGUUCCCUUUAAGAUAAUGACUUCAUAUAAUCAUUGUUUCAUGUUACUUGUCAUGAAGAAUGUUAUUUCAGGUUGAAACUGGAAUUCUUAUUUCUCACAUUAACUAUUUCUUUAUUGGGAGCAACUAUAACUAUGAUUAAAUGCAACAUGAGCUGCAUCAAUACUGUUCAUUGAUAUCAUGUUGUCCGUGUAUUAUGAUUUAUUGACUUAUUUAUGCAUGUAAAUUGGGUGCAUUUUGCUGCCACUGUAUGUUAAAUGGUGACCAAUGUUUUUACAAAGGAAUUGAACAAAGAAAAAUACCUUUUAAGAAAA
Messenger RNA from Capra hircus (goat), 3878 nucleotides. It is a transcript of the gene TMEM65, whose product is annotated as transmembrane protein 65. NCBI's taxonomy places the organism in Eukaryota, Metazoa, Chordata, Mammalia, Artiodactyla, Bovidae. The transcript is spliced from 8 exons. Gene Ontology annotation, cellular component: mitochondrion. Gene Ontology annotation, biological process: cardiac ventricle development; regulation of cardiac conduction. The coding region runs from base 511 to 1314 and encodes 267 amino acids. The record is from RefSeq and is a predicted model, not a curated record.